Molecule: messenger RNA, 4953 nt
Organism: Knipowitschia caucasica
Lineage: Eukaryota; Metazoa; Chordata; Actinopteri; Gobiiformes; Gobiidae
Source: the annotation of a GenBank genome assembly
AUGGCGGUGGUGUGGGGGGGGAGAGGGGCGGAGAAGAGGAUGGCGGGGGGAGAGAGGGGCGGAGACGAGGAUGGCGGUGGUGUGGGGGGGGGGGAGAGAGGGGCGGAGACGAGGAUGGCGGUGGUGUGGGGGGGGGAGAGGGGCGGAGACGAGGAUGGCGGUGGUGUGGGGGGGGGGGGGAGGGGCGGAGACGAGGAUGGCGGUGGUGUGGGGGGAGAGAGGGGCGGAGACGAGGAUGGCGGUGGUGUGGGGGGGGGGAGAGAGGGGCGGAGACGAGGAUGGCGGUGGUGUGGGGGGGGGAGAGGGGCGGAGACGAGGAUGGCGGUGGUGUGGGGGGGGGGGAGUGAGGGGCGGAGACGAGGAUGGCGGUGGUGUGGGGGGAGUGAGGGGCGGAGACGAGGAUGGCGGUGGUGUGGGGGGGAGAGGGGCGGAGACGAGGAUGGCGGUGGUGGGGGGGGGGGGGGGGGGGGAGAGAGGGGCAGAGACGAGGAUGGCGGUGGUGUGGUGGAUUACUACAAAGAGGCGUGCAGGGCUCUGGAGAACUCUGAGACGGCCUCGAUGCUCGGAAAGAUCCAGAAGGACUGGAAGAAACUGGUCCAGAUGAAGAUCUACUACUUUGCUUCUAUUGCACAUCUGCACAUGGGGAAACAGGCCGAGGAGCAGCAGAAGUUUGGUGAGAGGCUGGCCUAUCUGCAGAGCUCGCUGGACAAACUCAAUGAAGCCAUCAAACUCGCCAAGGGCCAGCCUGACAGUGUCCAGGAGGCCCUCAGGUUCACGAUGGACAUCAUUGGUGGAAAGUACAACUCUGCAAAGAAGGACAACGACUUCAUCUAUCACGAGGCGGUCCCGGCUUUAGAAACUCUGGCUUCUGUCAAAGGUGCUCCGCUGGUGAAGGCCCUCCCAGUGAACCCCACAGACCCCAGUGUCACGGGACCAGACCUGUUCUCCAAACUGGUGCCUAUGGCUGCGCACGAGGCCUCGUCGCUCUACAGUGAGGAGAAGGCCAAGCUGCUGAGAGACGUGAUGGACAAAGUCGACAGCAAGAAUGAAACUCUGGAACAGUUCAUGGACUCUCUGGGCCUGGAACCGGACUCUGUGGACAACCUGGACAUGUACAGCCACAUCCCCCCGGUCCUGAUGGAGAAGUGUGCUGCUCUGAGCGUCAGGCCCGACACCGUGAAGAGCCUGGUCCAGUCCAUGCAGGUGCUCUCUGGUGUCUUCACGGACGUCGAGUCUUCGCUGAAGGAGAUCAGGGACGUCCUGGAGGCAGACGAGGCAGGGGAGCGGUCGCUGCUAGAGACGGUUGGGGCAGGUGUGGCCUCAGACCUGCACCCCCCAGCUCAGGCUCAGGCUCUGGCCGACGUCCGCAGAGACCUGGAGAAGUACAUGGAGGCCCAUGACAAGGCCAGCUUCACCAACACCGAGCUACACCGAGCCAUGAACCUACACAUCAACAACCUGCGGCUGCUGGGGGGGCCCCUGGAGGCCCUGAGGGACGCCCUGCCCAGCCCCCAGCUCUCAGAAGAGGAGGUGGGCGGACUGCAGACCAUGAAGCGGAUCCUCGGGAAAGUGCAGGAGAUGAGGGACCAGAGGAGCUCCUUCGAGAAACAGCUGAGAGACAUGAUCCAGCAAGACGACAUCACCUCCACCUUAGUGACCACCGAGAGAGCAGACAUAAAGCGAGUGUUUGAGGAGCAGCUGAAGAAGUACGAGCAGCUGAAAGUCUACAUCGACCAGAACCUGUCUGCUCAGGAGAACAUCCUGAAGGCUCUGACCGAAGCUAACGUCCAGUACGCGUCUGUGCGCAAAGGCUUGGGGCAGGUGGAGGCGCAGUGGACCGCCACGGUGCAGGGCCUGGUGGGCUCCUAUGAGGCCUACGAAGACCUCAUGAAGAAGUCCCAGGAGGGGAAGGACUUCUACGACGACCUGGAGACCAAAGCUUCUCGUCUGCUGGAGAAGGCCAAGCUGCUGUGCCAGAGCAGAGCGGACGAGAGGAGGCCCCUACUCUACAGAGAUGUGAAGAAGCCGCCCGCUCGACCCACCGCCGCCAAACCCUCGCUGCCACCUAAAGCCACAGACUCGGACUCUGCCUGCUCCAGUCUGGAGGACGCAGAACUGGCUCAGCUGAGCGCUGCCAUUUUGGCUCUAGAGGGCGACCUCCCUGAGGAGCUGCGCAGUCUCCCACCCAACAUGGCCACUCCCCCUGGUGUGCCGCGUCUGCCUUCUGGCCCCGGCAUGUCUAUGCCCUGGUCGGGAGCACCCCCUGCUGCCAUGCCACGCUUCCCCCCCAACCUGCCCCCUCCUGAGGUGCUCGCCCGCCUCGCACAGUUCACACCGCAGGGCGUGCUCCGACCUGGGCCUCAGAUGGCUCCACACAUGCACCCCCAGGUGCCACAGCAGAUGCCACAGCAGAUGCCACGGCAGAUGCCACGGCAGAUGCCGCAGCAGAUGCCGCUAGAGAUGCCGCAGCAGAUGCCGCAGCAGAUGCCGCAGCAGAUGCCGCGGCAGAUGCCGCGGCAGAUGCCGCUAGAGAUGCCGCGGCAGAUGCCGCUAGAGAUGCCGCAGCAGAUGCCGCAGCAGAUGCCGCAGCAGAUGCCGCAGCAGAUGCCACAGCAGAUGCCGCAGCAUAUGGCUCAGAAUUUACCGCAACCACAAAUUCCUCCUGCACAGAUUCCCGGUUUGCAAAUGCCGCCAUCGCAGAUGCAGAUCCCAGCUCAACAUAUCCCCACGUCGCAGAUGCCACACGCGCAUAUUCCCACCUCACAAAUGCAGAUGGCAAAUCCACACAUUCCUCCUGCGCAGAUGCCGCAGACACACCAACCCAAUGCGCAGAUGCACCCACAAGCCGCUGGUCCCAGAUACCCAGGCCCGCCCUCUGUACCAGUGCGUCCCUCCACCACCACAGUGAACACCAUCCAUGCUCCCAUUCCAAGUUACGCGCCUCCUCAUCGCCCGCCUGCGCCCGCUGUGCCACCUCCCGUUCCUUCGGGCUACACACUCCCCCCUCACAUGUACCCACAUUACAUACCACCACCAGGAGCACAACCACACGCUCAGCCGCAGCCACAGAAGCCACAACAGUUCCCCCAGCCGCAAACCUAUCCUGCACAGCCCACACACUCUUACCCGUACAUGCCACCACAGCCACGCCUGCCGCCGCACUAUCAGCAGACUUUUACACGGCAGCAGAAUGGAUACGCAGCUCCGCAAGCAUACGCACCAAUGCCCCCUCAGGCUCCGGUUCCUCAAGUAGCACCGGCAACAUCGCAACACUACAUGCACCAAAGUCACCCACAGAUCCAGGGCGUUCCCCCAGCUGGCCAGGUGAUGCCACAGAACUAUAUGCCUGCGCUACGGCCUCAGCUCGCGGCGAUACCCAGGGGACCACCUCCUCCAUCGCACCAGGAUCCACCAGGGGGCGCAGUGGGCUAUCCCGGCCCGCAACCACCGAUCCUUCCCCAACCGACACUCGCGCCUCAGCCUGCCACUUCGCAACCGCCGUCAGCUCUUCCCUUGGGGCUCCCACCUGCACAGGUGGUGUUCCCUCAGGCGCCGGGCUCAGGCGCGGUCUCUGCUGUCCUGCUCCCGCCCCAUGUUCUGGCAGUGCAGCCCGCUAACCCACCGUUGGUGUCUCCAGCUCCUCCCCCUAUGCUCACGCCGCAGCAGAUGCCACCCACUACUCCUGCCAACCCUGCCCUUCCCUCGCCCGCUCUCCCCUCCCCCUCCAUGCCCUCCCCCUCCACAGUCCACCCCGCCACCUCGCUCUUCCAACGGCAGAACUCCAGCACCGACGACCUCCUCUCCUGCAGUCCGGAGAGUCAGCACGGAGCGAAACCCACUGUCAACGUCCUGCAGCCGACCAAAGCAGACCCUCAGGAUGGGGAGCGGCGCAGGAGGAGUUCCCAGGGGGUUCUUGUGGUCCAGGGAGACCCGUACCAGGCUCCGGAGAGAGUGACCCGGCUGCACCAGGAGCUGGAGUGCUUCAGGAACCAUGUGGAGUCUCUGGAGCUGCCCUUAGACGCUGAAGGAGGAUCCUCUCUGUUGGACGCACAGUGGAAGGAUCUGCAGGAGCAGCAGGAGAAGGAUGCGCGGCUCUUGUCAAUCGCCAUCGCGCGCUGCUACACCAUGAAGAACCGGCACCAGGACGUGAUGCCGUACGACAUGAACCGUGUGCUGUUGCAUUCUGGGAAAGACGACUACAUCAACGCCAGCUUCGUGGACCAGCUGUCCUCUUACUGCCCCCGCCUCAUCGCCACACAGGCCCCGCUUUCUGGUACCGCCGCAGACUUCUGGCUCAUGGUGUAUGAGCAGAAGGUCUCUCUCAUUGUCAUGCUGGUGUCGGAGCAGGAGCUGGACAAGGGGAGGGUGCUGAGGUACUUCCCCACAGACAGGGGGCAGCAGAUGUCUCAGGGGCCCAUCACUCUGACCCUCAGCUCCCAGAAGAACAGCCCCACCCACACAGAGCGCAUGGUUAGUCUGCAGUACCGAGAGCAGAGCCUGAAGAGGACCGUGGUGCACCUGCAGUUCACCUCCUGGCCAGAGCUGGGACUUCCUGAGAGCAAGAGUCACCUGCUACGGUUCAUCCAGGACGUGCACGGACACUACCUGCACCAGAGGCCGCUACACAACCCUGUGGUGGUGCACUGCAGCUCGGGUGUGGGUCGCACUGGGGCCUUCUGUCUCCUCUACGCCGCGGUGCAGGAGCUGGAGGCGGGGAACGGUCUCCCAGACCUGCUGCAGCUGGUGAAGAAGAUGAGGCAACAGAGGAAGAACAUGCUGCAGGAGAAGUUGCACCUGAAGUUCUGUUAUGAAGCGGUUCUGAAACACGCUGAGCAGGUCCUACAACGACACGGCAUCACUACUGCCACCUGCAGCAAGACCACCAGUACUGCAGCUGCCAAGCGGAGAUGGCUUUUGUGCGGAGCCGCGGCGCACACGGCUCAUUUGCACUAA